Molecule: messenger RNA, 4101 nt
Organism: Saccoglossus kowalevskii
Lineage: Eukaryota; Metazoa; Hemichordata; Enteropneusta; Harrimaniidae
Source: RefSeq, a predicted model, not a curated record
GUUUUCUCAAAAUGGCUGCCACUGACCGCUACGGUAGUCGGAACAAGUAAAUAUUGGAAGCUCCUGGUUUUUAGAAGCUCUUGUACUCACCCGUCCAUGAAUGACACACCACUAACAAAUACAACAAUACAAUAAUGGCAGAUGAUUCUGAGACAUUAGAUGAGGUAUUUUCCAAAUAUGGACAUUCCUCCAAGAAAAGUAAAGAAGAGAAAGAGAAACCCAGCGAAUUUGUCAGUCAACUGCAGGAACGAGCCAAGUACAUAAGUCGAAUGGCACGGCCGACCUCUAAUAAACUUUUGCACGAUGUUGUUAAUGCUAAUAAUUUAGCCAGCUCUGGUGACCCGGAAAUGGAUGAGUAUAUGGCAGUAAUUCGAGGCACAAGAAUCUCCUCCGAUCUCUCUCCUGUAGUGAAGUCUAAGCCUGAAUCAACAGAUUUUCAAGUGGACUUUGGGAAUGAUAGUACUACAACGAGGACUGUAAACUCAACUGCACAACCUGAUCCCCUGGUGAAUUUUGGUGUUUCGGACUCGCAGGUACCUGUAGCUGACGAUCCGUUCUCUGAUGACACCGACUGGAUGGGGGAGAUUUUGAAAAUUGAGAAGAAAUGGCAGGGUCACAUUGACCCAUUUGAUCCAUUUCAGUACACGCCGACUACUGAACUGAAAUCAACAUCCGAUGUUGCCAGCAAUAAGCCAAAUGAUUCUCCGCAACCAUCCACAAACCAAGCCAGUAAUAAGCCUAGUGUUUCACCACAGCUCUCCACAAACCAAGGGGAUAAUUUGUUUGAUGAUAUGGAUUGGUUGAGAGAAAUUGAAAAAAUAGAGCAAAAAUGGCAAGGUGCACCAAUAGAUGAACAGGGAAAGAAAGCAGAAAGAAGUUCUGAGGGUGAUGUUUCACCACAAAAAAGGGCACGACAUACUGAUGAGAAAGAGGAAGUUAUCACUGUGGAAAUGAAACAAAAAGAGGAAGAUGAAGUUGUUGACUUCUCUCUAAUUAAGAGAUCCAAUACCCUUGAUAUUGACAUGCUCAAGUCAAGAGCUGAUCUGAGGAAAAAAGGCACCCUAAAAGACCGAAGAAAACCAAGUAGACCCUCCAGUUUGUAUGUUCCAAAAGAUUAUGAAAUGAAUGUACAGUUGCUAUCUGAUGCCAUCUUUAGAGACUCAACACAGCCUAAACCACUAAAAGUUGAUGAUGAUGAUGAUGAUGAUAAUGAUGAGAAAGAGAAAAAGGAUGAAGAGAAGACAUUAUUAGACCUUCAAGAACCGGGAAAACUAAAGAAACCACCUCCAGGAGCUAUACCAAGUCCUUUCCUACUGCCUGGCCUUGGUGCAGGCUUUCCACCACUCAAGAAGACACAGCCUAAAGUGCCUGUAGCCAAGUCACCCACAGAGAAAGCAGGCAGUGAACCAAAAGUACUUGAUGAGAAAACAAAAAAACCUGUUGUGCCUGAAAGACAUAAAGGAUCAACAAAAGAGACAAAAACAAUAAAGAAACCGUCUGUGAAAAAACAGAAUGAAAAAAAAAUGUUUGAAGUGGAGAAAACCAAUGAGAAGACAUCUAAAGAACAUGAUAAACCAAAUCAGCUGAGUCCACUGUGUUCACCAACAGGAUCAUCUAAUGUGCUGUUGUCAUCUAUACAUUCACCACAUCCUGCUAUGAAUACAUCUAAGAAACGUGAUCCACCCCCCAAACCACUGAAGCCAUUGAAAAAACCACCCAUGCCAGAAAAAAAGAAAGAAACAGAUGUUAACUCAACUGAGGUUGAUAGUUCAAUACAUUCCCUCAAAAUUGUAUUACCACCAGUUGACAGCCAAGAAACCAUUGAAAAGAAAGAAGAGAAAGGAAAUGAACAGAAGGAGCAACAUUCACCACCAAAAGAAAAAGCUCAAAUUGAACAUAAUUCGACACCUGAAGAAAUUUGCAAUAAAGAAAAAAAAACUUUAACAAUAGAAGAAAAAAGGAUUUUUAAAAAUUCAUCAACUAAAGAAGAGACUAGAGAAAUUCAGUCACCAGUGGAAGUAAACAUCAUUAAAACUAUGGAAUUAGAGAAGGAUGUACUACCCAAGAAAGAAUUUAACAUUUUAAAAAUAGUUGAUACAGAAGAUGAAAAGGAGAGAGAAAACAAAGCUGAAACAGAAAAAUACGCGAAUGAAAAAGAAAUAGAUGAGCCAAAGGAAAAUGAAGUAUUUUUGGCAGAUCUUGAGGAUGAGGAAAAUAUUAGUCAGAAAAUUGAAGAUGAUAAAGAAGAUAAAUUAAUUAUCGAAAAACAGAAUAAAUUUUCAGAAAAGAAAACAACUGAUGAUGUUAAGAAAAUAGUGAAAAUUGAACAUAAUGGAGAAAUCGAAAAGGAGGAGAAAGAAAAAGAAAAUAUAGCUACAACAAAAUUGAGAACUCUUGAUGAUGAAGAGCAUAAAGAAAAAUUUACAAAAGAGGAGAAAACGAAAGAAGUUUUAGUUAUUGAGAAAAGUGUGAAGUUUCCAAAAAGUUUGAAAACAGAGACGAUUAGCAAUGAAGAGAAGGGACCAGGAAAAGAGGUUACUGUGAAGAAGAACUCAGAGGAACUCAAAUCUCCAUCAUGGAUGACAGAAACUAAGUUGAUAUCCCCACGGGCAUCGCUAAAACCUUUAGAGAAAAGUACAACCCCAUCAAUACAGGACAAUUCAGCUGGUCCCUCAUGGUUGCAAGAAGCCAGGGCCAAACAGAGAGCCAACCGGGCAAAGUUAGAUGAGAAGACAGAUGAUGGUAAAGACAAUUCAAAGAGUGUGCACAGUGAUAUUGAAGUAAAUGGAUUUUCUUCAACAGACACAAAGUUAACAAGAAAACUACCACCAAUUAUACCAAAACCACUGUCACCAAGGAUACUGUCACCAUCAGAACCCAAAAUAGCAUCGCCUUCAAAUUCGGAAAUGUCGUCUCCCACUGAAUCCCAAGUGAUGUCUUCCAGAGAAAAACAAGUUUUGUCACCCAAAUAUACUGAAGACAACAAAGAGCUGAGUACACCAAAAGGUAUACCUCAGUGGAAACAGGAACUAGCUAAACGUAGACAAGAAUCUUUAAGUACUGGUAAAAAGACUACUCCUGUGAUUAUUCCAGCCAAAAAAGACCCAUCAACACCAAUGAAGACGACACUGCCGCAGUGGCAGCUGGACCUUGCAGCCAAGAAAAAGACAAAUAAAACCAGCACUUUGGACAAGUACUUAGUGGAAGAUAAGGAAGACAAUGAACCUGCCUGGAAGAAAGAAGCUGCUAAACGGAGAAAGCAAAGACAGAGUAUGAGUAGUUUGGAGACAAGUAGUCCUGUUAUAGUUGACAAAGAAGCAGACAUCCCGGUGUGGAAGAAAGAACUGAUGCAAAGAAGAAGAAAAUCAGACAUCAUUAUAAAAAGCUCUUCAAAAGAUAGUAAUCCAACAACUCCUGAUAAGCCAGCAUGGAUGAAAAACUUGUGUAUGACAGCAAAUAAGGAUUCUCCUAGCAAAGAAUUUGAAAACCAGCUUUGUGGGAAAUCUGAUGAUGAAGGUGAAACUGCUUAAUAAUAAGACACAAUAAGUAUUACAUGUAUAUUUGGUGCUCUUUAAGAAGACACAAGUUGUGAAACAUUAUACCUAUAUGCGCUUUAUGUUGGUGGGGUUACUGCUGACCUCAUUAUGCCGGUGGGGGUUUGUUGGUUGGUUUGUACUGCUAUGUUUAUGCUUUUAGUAACCGGAACUUUCUUUUGCCAUUAUGGGUUUUUCAUCAGUGAAGAUUAACAUAAUUAGACCACAAUUAUAUACAACAAUAUUAGUUUGGUGACUUCUUCAGUCAGCAAUAAUUUCAAAUGUUAUUUUGACUUUUUCAUGAGACUGUAAUUUUUCAGGAGACAUUAAAAAAAUGAAGUCGGACUACUUUAAGUUGUUGGAACUUGGAAAUCACUAAGUUUUCAGCCAUUGAGGGUGCUGUUACAUGAAAGGUGUUGUACUGUAUAUCCAGUAGUGAAGUAGUAGUAAGCGAAGAUUUACACCAAUUUGUUUUUUCAAAUUACAUAAUUAUGGUCUACCAUACCAUGGUUGGAGACUCUUUCAUUUUCAACAAAACUUUACUUAAACAAAGAGUGAAUUCAAAAUA